This is a messenger RNA of Leishmania mexicana MHOM/GT/2001/U1103, 582 nucleotides long. RefSeq lists its product as hypothetical. The record is from RefSeq and is a predicted model, not a curated record. NCBI's taxonomy places the organism in Eukaryota, Euglenozoa, Kinetoplastea, Trypanosomatida, Trypanosomatidae. Bases 1 to 582 code for a protein of 193 amino acids. The transcript has a single exon.
AUGUCGUCACCGUAUCCGCCGCCGACAGCUGCCGUGACGGACAACUCGCGAGACGGGGCAUUUCUCGAGAAGGACUUGGCACUCCUGAUGGCAGCACUGCGGCUCAACAACAGCAAUGACUGGGCGGGAAAGCCGCAGCAGGAGACAUUCCGCGUGUACAAGACGGUGCCGCCUGUGGUUACGGACCAGCCUUCCUCCUGCAGCGUGGAUGUGGGUGACGCCGCAGCACGAGAUUCAUCGCCGCACGACCCUGAUAAAAGCGAUGCCAGCAGUGACUCUUUAAACGCUCUCAUGACUGACUACGUGUAUGCGGUGCGCGCCUUGCGUGCCUUUGAUGCACGAAUGGUAGCCGACGGCAUCCGUGAGAGCGCCACUGCAGAGACAGGUCACACGGGAGGUGGAGUGGCGGACGCGAAGGAGGAGGCAACGACACCUUGCAAGGCAGCCGCCGAUGGUGGCAGCUCCUCGGCAGCUAACACCAAGCGCUCUGAAGUGGCGGCACCGGUUGAGAUGGCAGAGUUGCUAGCGGCGCUGGAUCUUCUGCCAUCUCUAACGAUAGAUGAGCAAGGAGAACAGAGCUGA